UAUACGAUCGACCGACAGUGACAGUGACAACUCAAACAAUAAAUACUUACUCAUUUAUUUGACUUCCAAGUUUGAAGCAAAAAUAAAUAAAAUUUUCACGAAUAUACAUAAUUAUUUUUCUCUACCAAUUCCACAAUAUUUAGUACACAAACUUGAAUAAACAUUGAACCAGUGAAUUAACAUGAAAGCAUGCACAGCAAACCUCAAUAGAUGGUGUCGGCCCUUGUUCAUAACCUCUCGGCAUUAUUGCGAACAUAAAUCUAUUUACGAGCGAGAUGAGGCAGGCGAAAAACCUCGACUGGUACGAGGAAAGCCCUAUCCUGAAUGGCGUAAACCUUGGAUCAAACGAGAUGGCGAAUGGAAGAGCAAACUCUCUGUGUUCAUUGAGAAAAAUCCUAGUCCAGACAUUAUGUAUGCAUUAUCCAAUAUACCUAACCUGACUAUGGAUCAGAUAAAGCAGUGGUGGGCUCACAUGAAAGUAGUGCAAGAGAUAGAGAAUCAAAGGCGAUUGCCGGAAAGAAUUGCAGCCCUUGGUUCAAACCUGGCUGCUCUACAUUUCUUCACAUAUAGAGGAUGUGCUGUCAGGAUGAAGGGCUCUAAAGAAUGGGUUGCAGGAGAUGCAUUGACACUUAAGCUUCCAACAAGCUAUAUUGAUGGUCAUUUUGUAGAAGCAGUUGAUUGCACCCAUUUCCAUCACAAUGGUAUACGCUUUGAAGGCAUUGAGAAUUUGUUGGGUUUAAAUUUCCUGAAAUGGCUGUCAUUGAAAAACAAUAGACAUGUUGAUGUGUGGUGUCUCGAUAGAUUAUCUGGGCAGAACGGGAAAACACUGGAGUAUUUAGACAUAAGUGGCUGCAAUUUAUGUGUUGGAUGCAUUGUAGCAAUUUCUAGAAUGAAUGCUUUGAAAUAUUUAGUACUCACAGAUCCAGGCCCAAACAUCAAACUUCAAGCUGCCAUUUCUCAACUGGAGGAAGAGAAACCACAUUUAUUAAUAAAAGCUGUCAAUCCAAUAAUCGAAACAAAGAUAGACUCUACCAAAAAGACAUCUAGCUAUUUAUAAGAUUUCUCCAAAAUACAAUGGUAAAAAGUAGUCAAAGAAUAGUAUUUUUACUUCAAUACAUAGAUAAUAAUUUCACAAGCUUUAUUUAUUUUGUUCAUUCAUAUGCAGUUGAUAUGCACAAAAGAACCAGUGUUUCUACACUCCACCCCCUUUCUUAUUAGUCAAUUCAUAUGAUUGAGUACAUUUUUUAUCCUUCAAUCAUCAAAGAUCACAGCUGUGUGAUCGCAGAUAUAUAAUUUUUCAAUGUAUGGCAUUAUUUUUUAUCAAUAAUUGUACAAAAUUGUAAAUAAGUGUAAUAAAUUAUUAGUACAAAGGAUUGUUAGUAGUAAGUGAAAUUGUUAAAUGUUGAAAAGGCAAUAAAUAAAAUUCAUAAAUGUG
Messenger RNA from Amyelois transitella, 1435 nucleotides. RefSeq lists its product as uncharacterized. The transcript is spliced from 3 exons. The record is from RefSeq and is a predicted model, not a curated record. Bases 182 to 1057 code for a protein of 291 amino acids. NCBI's taxonomy places the organism in Eukaryota, Metazoa, Arthropoda, Insecta, Lepidoptera, Pyralidae.